AUGUUUGUAAACCGUGCCAAUGUUUUCAAGCAACUGUCCUCGUUAAUCUGUCUUCGUUUUACUCACACACGACGAGGUGAAUUAUAUAACAAAUGCUACCAGUUACUCGGUGUUACCGAACACUCCGACCAGAACACGGUCCGGCAGGCUUAUUUAUCCCUCGUUAAAAAACUGCACCCAGACAGCGGACAUCCGGACGCGAGCUCUGAUCGGUUUGCCGAAGUCGACGGAGCGUUUCGUAUUCUUCAGGAAAAAUUUGCCAAAGCACGGCGCGGUAUUGUUGAGGAUCUGCACGAACAGGUGAAGGUGUACGACAUCCGACACACGGCCCCGCAGCAUCGACAGUAUCUUAGCUUCGAUGGCGUCGGCUUCGGAACGCCUGCCCAGCGCCAAAAACAAUACCAAGCCGUCCGGGCACAGAAAGCCCAGGAACGGGUCCUCGAGCAUCGACUCUCGAAAGCGCAGGCAUCGGAAACGGCACUCAUGCGUAAAGGGGACUACUUCAAGAAGCACGAAAUAAAAACCAAAUACGGCUUCGAUCGCGUAGUGGAGGAUCUGAUCCAGGAAGCGAUGUCGCGUGGCGACUUUAGUAACCUAUCCGGCUUCGGUAAGCCACUUCCCGACCACCAGUCUCAAAAUCCGUACGUCGACUUCACCACCCAUAAGAUUAACAAAAUUUUGCUCGACAAUGGGUUUACCCCCGAAUGGAUUACCCUGCACAAAGACCUACGAGAGGCGGUGGCAGCGUUACGUGGGGCGCUCCAGAGUGCACGCGCUACGCUUGGGCCACUUCCGCUAACCGUACAGGAGGUGCAACGGUGGGAAAAGGUGCUCGAUGAGCACCGGUACGAUGCGGAGAGAAUCAACAAAAUGAUCGAUAAGUUCAACUUGAUCGUACCGAUACUGAACAAACAGAUGGUACGCCUCGAUCUGGAUCGACUCGCUAGAGAACUUCUCGAGAAAGGUCCCGAAGCGUCCAGUUCUACCCUUCCUAACCGUCCCCGGCGAGAGGAAAUUGAAAGACCACCUGCACGUAGCACCCAAAGCGAAACACCCGACAAUAAGUCUAGUCUUCUAGGAUUUAUUGGUUCAUUGUUUGGUCAUUCAUUGUGAGUAGAUGUAACGAGUGAUGAUUCAGUGAGUAACAAAAGCUAAGAUAAAAUAACAGCGCCCUUACUGACUGUGACAUUCGUGUUGUAUGAUCGAUCGACUAUUUGAUAAGGCCGUUCGCGACCAAACGCAAUGCUCGCGGGUACGCAAUGUGCUCCGCCCGGUGAAUUCGCUCCGUGAGUGUUUCUUCCGUGUCGCCUGGCAAAACUGGCACGCGUUCCUGUAGGAUGAUAGCGCCGGUGUCCACUCCUUCGUCCACGAAGUGUACCGUGCAGCCCGACUCUAGAUCGCCCGCUGCCAAGGCCUGUCGUUGUGCAUGGGUUCCUUUAUGCUUCGGAAGUAGUGCCGGAUGAAUGUUGAUGAGCCGGCCAGCCCACCGUCGGACAAAGUCGCUCGAAAGGAUGCGCAUAAAUCCGGCGAGACACACAAGAUCGACACGAGCCUCUUGCAACGCACCCGAAACUGCUUCAUCGAACUGCUCUCGGCUAGCGAAGUCCUUGUGAUGGAUCACUGUCGAGGGAAUGUUGGCCUUCGCUGCCCGUUCGAGUCCCAGGACGCCUGGUUUGUUCGAAACCACCAACACGAUCUCGCCUCGAAUGCCCGCCGCAGUUGUACGCGUGGCGUCGAUCAGGGCCUGCAGGUUGCUUCCGGUACCAGAGAUGAGUACAGCGAUACGCUUCUUUGGCAGCGUACAGGACCGUUGGGCCGUCAGAAGACCCUGUUCGAAGUCACGCACGAUAACACGCGCUCCAGUAGCCAAAUCGCGCUUCACCACCGUUCCCAACGGUUGCCCACCGACCGGGCGCAACUCUCCGAGAACGGUUUGCUCGUGUUCCGGUGCUACCACCAACACCAUUCCAAUGCCACAGUUGAACGUUCGUAGCAUUUCGUCGGCCCGAACGUUCCCGGCACGCGAUAGCCAGCCGAAGAGGGGUGAAAUGUGCAGAUCCGCGAGGUUUAGAAACGCGGCCAGUUCCGCGGGCAGCACGCGUGGUAUGUUUUCCGUGAAACCACCGCCCGUGAUGUGUGCCAGCGCUUUCACAUGCCCCCGGGCCAGCAAGGGUUGCAGCUCUCGCACGUAGAUCUUGGUCGGCACGAGCAGCUCUUCGGCGAACGUUCUUCCCGUCGCACUGAACGGCGCAACGUCACGAUACGUUACCCCAGCGUAGUCCAGAAUUUUGUGCACUAAACUGAACCCAUUACUAUGUACUCCGCUCGACGGCAACCCGAUCAGCAC
Molecule: messenger RNA, 2347 nt
Organism: Anopheles cruzii
Lineage: Eukaryota; Metazoa; Arthropoda; Insecta; Diptera; Culicidae
Product: dnaJ homolog subfamily C member 28
Exons: 2
Coding region: 1-1113 (370 amino acids)
Source: RefSeq, a predicted model, not a curated record